Miscanthus lutarioriparius is the source of this 519-nucleotide messenger RNA. NCBI's taxonomy places the organism in Eukaryota, Viridiplantae, Streptophyta, Magnoliopsida, Poales, Poaceae. The record is from the annotation of a GenBank genome assembly.
AUGAGAUUUAUUCAAGAAUUUGAUGAAGGGAAGAAGAGCUGCCGCUCGCGUCUAGCAAAACAUAAUGGAAGGAGAAGGAAAGUUCAACCACAAGCUGCUGUGAAUGGGAAUUCCAUGAAUGAAAAUCAAUCCCUAAGUAGCGCCUUAUUCCUUCUGUUAAAACAACUUUCCGGGCUAGAGCCACAGUCAUAUCAAGAUAUUCUAAAGAAUGUAAAUUCAAAUUCAAUAUCGUCAAAUGCUGGUAAUAAUGCUGCAAAUGGUUCUAUUGUGCAUGAGCAAACUAUACGGUCAACUCCUAUCGGGAGGGAAUCAUUAGCAGAAGAGCCUCCAGUGAAAAGGCGAGUACAGGAUUUUGAUUUGAAUGAUGCUUGCACUGAAGAAGCUGAGAGCCGAACAGAUAAAAUUGUGUUCAAGCUCUUUGGAAAAGAGCCGAAAGAUUUUCCUGUAGAUCUACGGGAACAGGUCAUUUAUCAUGUUACAAACUGGAAUCAUGUUUCUCUAACAACUUUAUCAGUGUGA